Messenger RNA from Klebsormidium nitens, 2027 nucleotides. The record is from the annotation of a GenBank genome assembly. NCBI's taxonomy places the organism in Eukaryota, Viridiplantae, Streptophyta, Klebsormidiophyceae, Klebsormidiales, Klebsormidiaceae.
AGUAAAUUAGUUAUGCAUGAAGGCGCCCUUCGCGCAAUUGAGGGCGAGAGAAUGGACGAUCCAGCUGCGCUUGUGCUGGCUCCCCUCGAGAGCCCUAAGGAGAGGAUUGUGCACCGGAGUCAGAUAUACACAUGGGGAAACAACCAGCUUGGCCAAACAGGGCACACAGGCGCUUGUAUGCAAGACCCCAGAGCUUGGAAAGUCCAGCGGUCGCCAAAACUGAUGGAGCAAGAGCAUUUCAAGAGCGAUGCUGCGUUUGUAAAGAUUGCAUGCGGUUUGCAACACACAGGAGCUUUGACAAGAGAUGGGGAGCUAUUUAUGUGGGGGAGCAAUGAUUGCGGCCAGCUAGGGGAUGGCACUGAAACGGACCGCAGGCAGCCCCGGCGCGUCAAGGCCCUGCAGACCGAGUUUGUCACCAGCAUUGCCUGUGGCCAUCAGUCGAGCGCGGCCCUGGCAAGGCCUCGGAACAAGAAGGGCGCACCUUUGAAGCUUUGGGUGUGGGGCCAGCACCAAGGGUCCAAUUUCCCAAGGCCGUUUCACGGUGCGUUUGCAGCGGACACGCCGAUUGCGGCGGUCUCUCUUGGGGCAGCACAUGCUGCCGCGGUCUCGGCAGGGGGGCAGCUUAUGACGUGGGGCUAUAAUGAGGUGGGUCAGCUCGGCCAUGGCUUCAGCUCCGAGGGCCUCCAGCCUGCACGCCUCGUGCGCGCCUUUAUCCAGCACACCUCCGACACCCCCGUUCGCGCCAAAGUCAAGAAAAUCGCCUGCGGGGCAUACCACACCGCGUGCGUUUCGGACACCGGCGAAGUGUACACUUUCGGACACGGGGCGAUGGGCCAGCUCGGACACCGGAUGCUGCAGGGGCGCGACCGGGAGGUUAACCCGAGAAGGGUGGUUAGCCUGGAGGGGCAGCACGUGCGCCAAAUUGCGUGCGGCCAGGCACACACAUGCGCGAUCACGAGCAAGGGGACUCUGUACAUGUGGGGUGGGCAUCGGGAGGGGCAGCUGGGCCUGGGCCGCCCGACCUAUAUGUUCCCGUUCAUUGACCGCAACGAGUCCAACGACUUCUUCCGAAGGCUGCCAACCGUGCUGUUACCUCGGGGCGCCAAGAUGGUGGUUUGCGGCCAGACGCACACUCUGGCGUGCACGCUGGACGGCCGUCUUUGGGGGUGGGGCUACAACAGUUGCGGUCAGGCAGCGACCGGCAAGGAGACGCAUGCUUGGGUGCCCACACCGAUUGACUGGUGUGUGGGUGAGAUAGCGGGCCUUGCGGCAGGAGGCGGCCAUUCCGCCGUCCUUACAAGAGCCUGCUCGUUGAAGGACCUGUGUGAGUUGCGAUUGGCCGAGAGCCUCGACUUGAACACCAUUUGCCGGACCAAGGCCGUGGCUGCACAGAUGCACGCGGAUUCGCUCGCUCGCUAUUGCGAGCUGUACAGGCUGAAGGCUUUGGGCAAAUAUCAGGACGAAGAGUUCGACGAGGACGAAGAAAGGAGAAGACGCCCAAGAUAACAACGAAAGCAGCCGCAUGAAUUUUCUCCGAGCAUUUCAGAGGAUGCGAAUUGACCUGUACAUAUUGUAGGAGGGUUGGGGAUCAUUGGACAGGCGCUUUAGUUGUUGCAAUAGACCAUGCCUCGGGGCUAGCUCGUGGGCUAGCUUAGCGAGGUACAUAGCUGUCCAAAAGUUGACCAGGAAAAGAAACUCAAGAGAUGCAGUAGUGGUGAGGGUGUGUGGAGUGAAGCAGAAACGUGUAUGCAUGCGUCCAAGAGAACUUCAAGCUAGGCUGGACAAAUGGUUGCCAAAAGCCAGCUGGACUCCUAGACUCCUAGACUGCCAGCUCGCUAGGUUACUCUACCCAUAGCAUAAAAGGUAUGGCCUCAUACCAGUGCGUAUUUGAUACCCACCAAUCAAUGAAGCAACUCUGAAUAGUACGUCUCUAUUUGAUAUACGGUAGGGGGAGUUGCGAAUGGGGCCUUCCCCGACCUGGUGCCUGUUAUUUGUUGAUGCAUCAUUCGUAGUGCAGACCAUGCGAG